Molecule: messenger RNA, 1164 nt
Organism: Cladocopium goreaui
Lineage: Eukaryota; Dinophyceae; Suessiales; Symbiodiniaceae
Source: the annotation of a GenBank genome assembly
AUGGAGCAUGCAGAAUCAGCCUUGAUGCCAUCGACAAAAAGUUGGGUCCGAUCGUGCUUAGAUGACAUGAGCUGCCACAGCCCAGAAGACCACAUGGUGAUGCUAUGGCUGAAUUGCCCGGUGGUGGGCAUAAUCAGCAGUGAGAAGUACGACUUCUUCCUGACUUGCGUGUGCAAUUUCCUCGCUGCACGACCAGGAAGAAAGGCUGACGAUGAAGAUGUCAAGGCCAAUCCUGAUGACGACGGUGUCAAAGGAGAAGCAAAGGAUGAGGACAGCAAUGCUGAGUCCGACGGUGAGGGCAAAUCGAAAGGGUUGGUGGCAGGUGAGGAGGCUGAUGUUCGUGAUGUGAUCUACAACUUGGAGAAAGACCUGCGCUUAAAAGACAGGAAUCUGAAGCUGCGCAAUUUGACCUGGGUUUGGGACCCCGCAACGCUUUUUGGAAAACGUGAUGGCGUUUUGACGGGUCUUGCCGUGGUGUCGGGUUUGUCCAAGAACAACAUCAUCAGGCAAACUCGUGGAUGGAAGCAAGGAGUCGUACAUGGAGUAUCCAUGCUUCCCAGAAGCGACUUUUGGAAACCCGAAGUGUCUCCACAAAGGCAAGGUGUGCCACUGCCCCAUUUGGGGCGGGCAUUCACCGAUGUCCAGGAGCUGAAACAAGUUGCUGGUGGCACGGACAUUGUCAAGAAGACGAUGCAGGCGUUCUGCGUGCCAACUUCAAAGGCUACGGCACUGAUCGACUUGCAUGCUUACGAUGGUUUCCCUGCAUUGGCUGCUUUGGAAGAGCUACAGGAGUCAAAGCCGACCAUCUGUGCUUCGAUGGUUUUGGGCAAUUCAGGAGGAGAACUCAUGACAAGACUUGGGAACAAGAUAUAUGAAGCUUGCAGGUCGAAGGCUAUUGACUUGGCAUCCUUUCCGGAUUUUGCCCCAACAAUCAAAGCCUUGCGUGAUGGUCCUGUGUCUCAAAGCACAGCGACAUACAAAGUAUGUGUUCAACACCAUUUCCAGCUCAAGAUCUUACAGUCGAUGGCUGAAAAAUGGGUUCAAACGGAUGCUUUGCGAGAAAAGGCUAUGAGCAUCAUCGAGAAUCACAACAAGCGAUUCAACGUUGGUGGUGAAAUGUGGUUUGAAGAGAGGAGACGUGCUCAUCAUCCCCUUUCCCAUUGA